Messenger RNA from Pteropus alecto (black flying fox), 881 nucleotides. RefSeq names its product testis expressed 35 (gene TEX35). The record is from RefSeq and is a predicted model, not a curated record. The coding region runs from base 113 to 730 and encodes 205 amino acids. The transcript is spliced from 8 exons. NCBI's taxonomy places the organism in Eukaryota, Metazoa, Chordata, Mammalia, Chiroptera, Pteropodidae.
GGUGGUCAUCCUGCCCUUGCCUUGGCCUGUAAUCUGCAUAGGACAGUGGCCUGGUCACAGGGGCCCAUCGUGGGGAGGUUGGGAACUUGAGAACACUCUGGCCUCCUCCAUCAUGUCGGCCAAGAGGGCAGAACUGAAGAAAACGAACCUGGUAAAGGGGAGACGUAGCUGGACGCUGAGUAGAGAUAACAAGAACUACAAGGCAGUUUGCCUGGAAUUGAAGCCAGAACCCAUCAAAACAUAUGACUAUAAAAGAGUUAAACCAGAAGGGCCAUUUACCAAACCAGGAGGGACAAGGGGGCUAAAGAAUGAACUCAGGGAGGUGAGGGAAGAGCUCAAGGAAAAGAUGGAGGAGAUAAAACAGAUAAAAGACGUAAUGGACAAGGAUUUUGACAAACUCCAGGAAUUUGUGGAGAUUAUGAAGGAAAUGCAGAAGGAUAUGGAUGAGAAGAUGGAUGUUUUAAUAAAUAUACACAAGAACAGCAAGCUUCCCCUUAGAAGAGGAACAAAGGAGCAUCAGGAACUCAGGCUGACAGGCAAGACUGGCACCGACCCACAGCUCCGGUUCAAGGAAAUGGAGGGAGCUGAUGGAGCAUCGCUUAGUCUUCACAAGAAAAUUUUGGCACCGCAGAAACCAAAAAAAGACCCGCUGGAUUCCCUUCAUCAGUGUGGGACCCGCUAUGAGAAAUGUUUGUUGUGUGCCCUAAAGAACAACUACAAUCAGGGGUAGGUAGACCCACAGGAGAAGUGCCGGGUCUCAGGCGGGUGCCCCGUCAGCCCUAAGGCUGCAUCCCCAUCACAUCUGACCUGUGGCUGUGCAGACCACACCCACUCGGUCCCAGAGCACGUGGCACCAGGAAGGAGGACGUGGGUAGCUCAGC